UACGUUGGAUCUGAGGUUACAGCUGCGGUUUUUGCUUACGCGCUGCAUGAGUAAAGUUGAAGACCUGAUUAUUUUAUUCGAAAACUAAGCUUAUUUUAUAGAGGGCAUACACCUUCUAACUUAAAAAAAAAACUCCAUCUACGAAAGACAAUCUAUUUGUAAAAACAUAUACGCAGCGCAGCGUUGACUGCGUUUCUUUUGCGGUUCAAUGACGCACUCGAAUGAUCCCAACCACGCAAAGAAGAUGGCGGAGCCCACAGUUCGGAUCUCCGGGAUAGUUUUGACUUCUUUAAUGUUUCAGCACGUCAACGAAGACUCGGACGUGGAAGGUUUGAUCCUGGGCGAGAACCACGUCGAAGAGUACGUGACUAUCAGCGACAACCGAGAGGACCACGUCCACCUCCGACAAACUUCGAGCAUCCACAAACACGUCUGUUGCCACAAACUCCACACCUGGUAUGACGCAGCAGGAAGGGUGGACAUGGAGGCGAUCCGCAGGCUCCUGGGGGCCAACCAUCCUGAACGUGUGAUUGGCUGGUACCGCCAACGCAGGAACUCGGAGCAGCGAAUGACGAUGCGCGAGAAGGCGGUGCACGAGAACCUGAAGGCGGCGCUGCGCAUGCCACACGCCAUCUUCCUGCUGGUGACGCCCGCCGCUCUGACAGAGGCCGGCUCUACCCACCGCACCGAAUACGCCGCCUUCCUCUCCGGCGACAGGCAGGUCGCCGUGGUUGUCACCAACAUGGCGUCGCUGGACCAUCAGGCCUAUUGGACGGCCUCCCCACCGUACUCGGCGCCAGGCUACCGGCGUGCUAUUGGCCGGCACAGUUCCAAGUUGUUGGACUCCAGCGGUCAGUUGGCAUACAUGGACGCCGUCAACACCAUGAACAAGUCGCUGCAGGACGAGCUUCAGAGGGCAUGUGGUGCCGUGAUGGACAGCGAGCAUGCCGUGCAGAAGACGCUUGCCGAUGUUUGCGCACUCAGGAAGAAGCUCAGCAACAGCAAGUCGGCAAUAACCAGCAAAGAGGGCGAGCCGAUCGUGAAAAGGAAUGCCCGCCUCCAGCUGGCCAUCCACGCGCUCUUGGCCCGCUCGCCGCUCUUCGGCUCCUGCACGUUAACAUUGGAUGCCUUCCCCGUGCCGGAUGCCGCGUGUGCCGAGAUGAAGCUCCGCCCUCUGCGACCAAUCGCGGCUGGGAAAAGGACAGCCGGCACGCUGCUGGCCAGCAGGAGGAAGCGGUGCAAGGGUGAUGCCACAAAAUGAUGACGUGCCAGCAAGAAAGAUGGCAGUUUUGGACUUUAUUUACAUUUAUUGGCCAGUGAUGGACAAAAGGAGGUGGGGUUAAUCCACAUGUUUGAUGCUACAGAUGUUGGGGUCUCGCAUCAAGUCGGGAUGUUUGUGUGUCACCGACAUGAAACCUAAACACACACACACACACUAAUUAGAAACCAAAUUGCUUUGUUUGGUCCCCUGGUGGUAUCUUGAUGCCAAGCAACUAUGUUGAAGUGACCUUUGUGUUAUAUUUAGGCGCCAUCUUGUGGCAUCUACACUAGUGCCUUAAGAUAAAACUUGAAUUCCAUCGGCGACUUUCCAGAAAAGAACACGGUGAAAGGGUUUUUAAUGAGGAAAAUAGCGCUUUAUAAAAAAAAAAAAUUGCCAUAUAUUUUGCAUCGAUUCGAUGACGAUUGUGCGCCUUUGGAGUCUGGGGGCUGUCAAGUACUCUGCAAUAAAAUUAGUUGUUAUUCGAAGAGGAUAAAGAAUGAGCUUGUGAGUUGUGUCUGUCUACGUGCAUCGCACCACUGCUUGAGUUGGCGGCCAUGCAUUGUAAGAUGUG
Messenger RNA from Hippocampus comes (tiger tail seahorse), 1832 nucleotides. It is a transcript of the gene abraxas1, whose product is annotated as abraxas 1, BRCA1 A complex subunit. Gene Ontology annotation, molecular function: microtubule binding; polyubiquitin modification-dependent protein binding. The coding region runs from base 209 to 1261 and encodes 350 amino acids. Gene Ontology annotation, cellular component: nucleus. The record is from RefSeq and is a predicted model, not a curated record. NCBI's taxonomy places the organism in Eukaryota, Metazoa, Chordata, Actinopteri, Syngnathiformes, Syngnathidae. Gene Ontology annotation, biological process: mitotic spindle assembly; attachment of spindle microtubules to kinetochore; protein K63-linked deubiquitination. The transcript has 8 exons.